This is a messenger RNA of Leptidea sinapis, 3761 nucleotides long. It is a transcript of the gene dsh, whose product is annotated as segment polarity protein dishevelled homolog DVL-3. Gene Ontology annotation, molecular function: frizzled binding. The record is from RefSeq and is a predicted model, not a curated record. Gene Ontology annotation, cellular component: cytosol. Bases 70 to 1962 code for a protein of 630 amino acids. NCBI's taxonomy places the organism in Eukaryota, Metazoa, Arthropoda, Insecta, Lepidoptera, Pieridae. The transcript has 9 exons. Gene Ontology annotation, biological process: intracellular signal transduction; canonical Wnt signaling pathway.
GUGAUCAAUGAUGGCUGCCGAUAUUUAUAGAUUGUAAGGGUGUUGUAAUUUAAUAAUAAAUGCUUUAAAAUGGAGGAAACAAAAGUUAUUUACUAUAUAGACGACGAGGAGACGCCGUAUUUAGUUAAAAUACCAAUAUCACCCGAGAAAGUGACACUUAUAGACUUUAAAAAUCAAUUGAACAGGCCGAAUUAUAAAUUUUUCUUCAAGUCAAUGGACGAUGACUUUGGUGUUGUGAAAGAAGAGAUAGUGGAUGAUAACGCGCAUUUACCGUGUUUUAAUGGUCGUGUUGUGUCGUGGUUGGUGUCGGCAGAGGGUUCAAAUCCGUCGGACGGUGCUUCACAAUGCACGGAUAGCAAUGCUGGUAAAACCAAACAGACUGUCCACAAUGCCCCAACUGCUCCAUUGACAAGAGAUACGUGUACUGAUACCGAUAGUACGAUCAGCUCACGCCCUGGGCACAGAGCCUCAUGCGAUAAAUACAAAUACAGGGGCUUGCGUAUCAAUGGACAUUCAAAAUACAACCAUGGACUUGAAUAUGAAACUGCAUCAGUUUUAAGUUCAGAUUUAGACUCCACAAGUCUUUUCGACAGUCAAUCGGAGAUCACAACCACUACAGGAAGGCACACAAAUGCAUCAAUGGACCGUGCAUUGACAGAGUGCAGCAGUGUUUCUCAUCUGCAAGUCAGUUCUCGGAAAAGGCCUCAAAGACGGCGCAAACGGCCUCAAGUUAUGUCCAGAACCUCGUCAUAUUCCUCCAUAACUGACUCCACAAUGUCUAUGCAUAUUAUAACAGUGACCCUUAAUAUGGAUACAGUGAAUUUCUUGGGUAUUUCAAUUGUCGGACAGUCAAACAAAGGUGGGGAUGGAGGGAUAUAUGUGGGGAGUAUAAUGAAAGGUGGUGCAGUGGCUUUAGAUGGACGGAUUGAGCCUGGAGAUAUGAUCCUACAGGUGAAUGAUGUGAACUUUGAAGACAUGACCAAUGACGAGGCAGUGAGAGUCCUACGGGAAGUGGUGCAGAAGCCAGGACCCAUCAAGCUGGUGGUUGCCAAAUGCUGGGAUCCCAAUCCUAAAGGCUACUUUACUAUUCCAAGGACUGAGCCAGUUAGGCCUAUCGAUCCUGGUGCAUGGGUGGCGCACACUCAGGCGCUUCGGGAAGCAUACCCUCCCCCGCCGCUGUCCCUCCCGGCGCCCACGAUCCCGGAACGUGCCUCGGAAGCCAGCACCAUGCCAGCGCACGAGCCGCAGCUGUCAGUCAACAUGGAUAUGGCUUUGGUGGUCAGAGCCAUGUUGAGGCCCGACUCAGGUCUGGAGAUCCGUGACCGUAUGUGGCUGAAGAUUACGAUACCGAACGCGUUCAUCGGCGCUGAUGUCGUCGACUGGAUACUUCAGCAUGUGGCCGGCAUUGCGGACAGACGGGAUGCAAGGAAAUAUGCGUCGCAUAUGCUUAAAGCCGGUUUCAUCCGACAUACGGUCAACAAGAUCACGUUCUCGGAGCAGUGUUACUACAUCGCCGGUGACCUGUGUGCGGAAUUAGCCGCACUGCGGUUGCGGAGUGCGGAUUGUGACAGUCUAGCCAGUGACACGUUGCCGCCGCUGCCUAACCCCAACGCUAUGGGUCCGGGAUACAUGGCGUACGCUGGCUCGUACGGAUACCAACCCAUACCGUUCAAAUACAGCUCGUGUGUCACGUCCGAACACACUAUAUACGGGUACAAUCGUGAAGAGAGCGUGCUUUCUGGCAGCGGGGGCUCGAGUGCCGGCUCAGAUAACCUCACCGCCAAAGAACCUCCAGCAGUGAAUCGGGAGGGCGAAGUUAAGUCGACAUCGAGUGGUAGCGGCACCAGCGUGGUGGAAGGUGGAGUCGGUGGAGGAGGAGGAGGGGGUGGUGGGGGGUGCACCAACAGAUCUCACUCGAGUGGCUCCGACCGAGCGCACGAGCGACCCGUGCUCUUCCUAUAGGGUGCAGUGAUAUAGUAUCCGCUACUGCCAAAUAAGUAAUAAUUAUCCGUAUUAUAUUAGAAUUAAGACAUUAUUUUAUAUUCGUAACUUAUUAUUCCUCGCUACAAGAAUAAGGUGAAAUGUAUGGACGCGGCUCUUAGAAAACUAAUUUUUUUUUGCUAUCUGUACUAUAAUAAUAAACAUGUCUAAGAUGUAAAUUGAAUUGUUAUACGUUUUAGCCGUUAUGUUAAAAAAAAUUGCGAUAUUUUAAUUUAGUACAAAGUGUUUAAAAUUUUAAGAAAUAACGCGGGUAUCACCUAGUUGUGUGCUCAGUUGGUCCUACCACCGCUAAGUAAGCCCAAAUCACGCACAAUAUUACCAAACUUUGAGUGUUUUCUAACUUCGCGCGUUCCAUUGAUCUUAUUCUGUAGAUCUGAAAUUAUAUGCAUUUGUAUUAUUAUUAUUAAAUAAUAUAAAAUAUGGCAAUACUUAUGCAGAAUAUUACUGAAGUAAAAAUUUGAUUCACAUGCAAUUAUUCAUGGUUAUGGAAUAGAGUUACUCUUUUGGGUAAUUAUUUUUUGCAAAUUUGUCGAAGUGGCAACCCUGUGAAAAAAAACUUUAUCCAAUAAAACUCACAAUCGCGAUCAAACUAUGCCUACGCAUAUUUUAGGCAGAGUUUUCGUUCAGGUGUGUUUCGACCGCGCUUUGAAUACAACGCCGCGCAAUUCGGUUAAGUGCCCCUUUAAAUUAAUAAAAAUUGUGUAACUAACUUGACGUUAAUCAUUUUGCUAAAUAAUUACAUUUCAGUAGCUAAAAUAAAAUGUUUUUUGCCUCUUAUUCUCGUUUCUAGCGCGUGACGUUAUGCUACUUCUAAUGAGCGUAUACAAUAAACUUUUAACAUAACUGCAACGAAAUAAGGUUUUAAUUUGAAUGAAUGUUUAAUGGUUUCUGUUACCGUUAAUGUAUUCGUAUAUAAGACGGACAUACGGACGUGAAUCUUGACCUAUUAUUUUUAUUAAUUUUGACACAAUAGCAAAAAAAUUCUCUGUCAUAGAGAGUAGUCUGUGGCCUUUUUUCUAAAUGCCACAGAGAAAGUAUUAACAGAUUCAUUAAUAAAGAAAGUGUGUUUUUUUCAUAAUAAUACAAAUGCAUAUCUACUACUUUAUUAUUGUCAUAUAUAGCAGUAAUAAUAAUAGAAAAUGUACUAUUGUUUUAUAAUAUUUUGUAUGUUAACAUUUUCGCCACGUACGUACUUGAUUAGAGAUUUUUUAUCAGUAAUAUUUUCAAGAAUGUCGUGUAUACAAUUUGUAUCUAGGCGUGCUGAUUUCAUAAUUAUUUAAUGAUUAAACCUUAGGUGAUUUAUACUUCCAGAUAAGCCUCUCUAACACCAGAUGAAAAUCAGACCAGGUUUAUUACUUGAGUGUGCGUGACAAGCUACGACUUACACUCGCGAUUUGUAUGUCACUUUGUGUUAGUGUGCGUGUAUUGCUCAAAAUACAGGUUAACUGUCAAGAUUUCACAGCUGUCACAGUCUUACUAGACGUAUAAAUGUUCUAAGGUUUAAACUCAUUCAUAUUUUAAAUGUAGAAUUUUGCGAAUGUUUAUACAGAAUGGUUUAUACAGAUUUCGUUCUGUACUAUUUUCAUUUCGAACAGUUUUGAAUGCUACAUAUCUAAAUACAAAUAUUAAAGACGUUACGAAUCUUCACACACUUAGGGUAUGUUCCGAUAUGCACUGCGAGCACUGCACAGUGCUGUCACUGUAGAAAAAUUCGUUCCGUUAUAGACUGACAGUAUACUGCCGCAGUGCCCUAGGGAAAU